AUGCGGACGACGGAUAAUGUUCAAGUCGCAUCCUUUAACUGGAUUGAACGUGUAUAUAUUAGCUUCAAAAAACGAAAAUGCAAUCCAAUUGAACGUGUAUGGGCUCCGUUGAACGACCAUAUGAGAAUGUCCGACAGAACCGCAAUGGAGAACUUGUAUACAUUGUCGAGGGGUGUUGUUGAAACAUUUGGAGACAUGUAUUUGCCGAAACUUUCGUUGCAUGAUUUGCAAGAAUUCUUUACAACAAAGGCAAAGGAAAACAUAGUCAUGGAAGUAGAAAACACACUACACAUGAAGGUUGGCGAUGGAGAAUCAAGCUACGCGAGUAACUCAUUUCUUCAGGAAAUUGUCAUACGGAAAACACUGCAUGUUUUAAAGCAUACAAUAGAGGCUAUUCCAGGUUCCUUUUAUGGUAGGCUCUUUCCAGAUGAAAGCUUACACCUUGUUCACUCCUCUUAUGCUCUUCACUGGCUUUCUAAGGUACCUGAAGGCAUUGAAAACAACAAAGCAAAUAUAUACAUGGCAAAAACAAGUCCUCCAGAUGUGUUUAAAGCAUAUGGAAACCAAUUUUAUACUGACUUUAUAAAUUUUUUACAACUGCGCUCUAAGGAAGUAGUACGUGGUGGGUGCAUGGUUUUAACAUUUCUUGGUCGGAGUAGUGCUGAUCCAACCACUGAUGAUGGUUGCCGUCUUAUGGAGCUAUUAGCACAAUCACUUCUAGAUAUGGUCAAAGAGGGGCUGGUCGAAGAAUCAUUUAUCAACUCAUUCAAUCUCCCCUAUUAUUCCCCAUGCGAGGAUGAAGUCAGGAAAGCUAUUCACAAUGAAGGAUCCUUUUGUCUUAAUACCUUUAAUGUUUUUCAAGGUAACUGGGAUCCAUAUGACACUGACUACACAAAUUUGGUAGAUUUGAAUGAGCAGAUCAGCCACAUCCAUGCCAAAAACUGUGCUAAAGCUCUCAGAGCUGUUAUUGAACCGUUGUUGACAUCUCAUUUCGGAAAUUCAAUAAAUAUUGAUGUGUUAUUUCAGAAGUUGCAAAUGCAUGUGGCCGAAGAUCUAGCAAACAAGAAAACUAGAUACUUUAAUAUAGCCAUUUCAUUGUCUAAAAAAUGAGCUAUCAUGUUAGAUUAGUCACUUGGCUGUUUUAAAUCACUCAACUGAUUUUUAAUUUUUUUCUUCUUUUUGUCAUUUUUGUAUUUUGUUGUUUAUUUCUUAUUUGUAUUUUUCUCAUUUUGUUGUUUUUGUAUUAUAAUAAAUUUAAUAAUAAACAUAUAAAACUAAUAGUAAAUGAAUUAUAACUUUUUUAA
Molecule: messenger RNA, 1304 nt
Organism: Lactuca saligna
Lineage: Eukaryota; Viridiplantae; Streptophyta; Magnoliopsida; Asterales; Asteraceae
Source: the annotation of a GenBank genome assembly